ACAAUUUCGAAGGAUUUUAGUGAUAAUUGUAGUUCUAGCUGUAGUAUUUUCUGUUCGAUUUGAAAAUCCAGUACAAUUUUUAAACAUUGUGCUUAAAAAUCGAAUAUGCCAUGCAUUCAGUUAAUGUAAUUUCGAGUAGAUAUUUUUGGACUGUAUUUGUGAAGAUACAUGCGCUCCUGCACCUAGUUGAAGUUAAUUGAUCUAGGAUAACCGUUUACUACGUUUGGCAAACGUUACUAUAAUUACUAUAAACUUUUCUAUCAAUAAAUCCCUUAUAUUGAGUGUCAGUAAAUCAUAAUAGUGUAAUUAGGCAUAGUGUGUACAAGUUACACUAGCGGUCACGGUCGAAACAAUCCAACGAAACUCAUUCAGUUUAAUCAGAGAGCUUCGUUUGAUCGGACAUGAAUUGAUAGAUAUGAGCCAAACUACCAAUUUCACCAGUCACUACAGACUCGUCAGCGCAUAACAGUUUAUGCAGAACUGCUAGACCACUAACCAAGUUUUAUAUUGGAGCUUUUGACUAUCUUUUACCGGAACCGAAGUCCGUUAUAGUCCCGGUAAUGUGCUGUUGGUUAUGAUAGCAUGUUUCACCGUUUUCGCGAGAUACGGGUGUAGUCGAUUGGCGCCUGGUGCAUCAACAUUAAUGACGCGCAAACGAGCUCUUUCACCGGAAUCAAAACUGGUUUCCAACGCACUGUUCAAGAUGCCAGCACGGGACGAUACGUACGGAGAUGAAGAAAGUAGCAUCCGCUAUCUAGAAGCACCAGACAAAUCCUUUUCGGAUAAAAAGGAGUACAGAUCCAUCGUACUGCCGAAUGGAUUUCAUGCGCUACUGAUUUCCGAUCCCGCCGGACGAGUUCAACCAGCAAGAAAUAGCACGAGUGAAGGAAGCAAUCGAACUCAGAGCGACGAUGAAGCAAGUGUGACAUCGAGCACGAAUGAUUUAAGUGAGAGUGAUGGGGAAAGCGACAGUGAUGAUUCUAGUGGGGAAAAACUAGCCGCAGCUGCGUUAUCUAUCGGUGUUGGUUCUUUCAGUGAUCCACGCACAGUACAGGGUUUGGCUCAUUUUCUGGAGCACAUGAUUUUCAUGGGCAGCGACAAGUACCCUGCCGAAAAUGAAUACGAUUCAUAUAUUAGCAAAUGUGGUGGAUUUGACAACGCUGUUACUGAUCUGGAAGAGACAACAUUCUACUUCGAAAUCGAUGAAGAAUACCUUGAUGGAGCAUUGGAUCGCUUCUCGAGCUUGUUCGUUUCCCCACUGAUGAAUCGGGACUCAAUUUGUCGUGAGCGGGAUGCCGUUGAGUCGGAAUUUCAAACCAACAUCAACAGUUUCUCUUCUAUGCGAGAGCAAUUGCUUGGAUCUCUAGGCAAAGCGGACCACCCAUGCAGUUUGUUCUCCUGGGGAAAUUUACGCACUCUAAAGGAGAACGUGACGGAAAGUGAGCUGUACGAAAUUUUGCAUAGAUUUCGAAAGCGCUAUUACUCUGCUCAUCGAAUGCAUUUUGCCGUUCAGGCUCGAAUGAGUUUAGAUGAGCUCGAAGAUCUUACAGUAAAGUACUUCUCCAGCAUCCCGAACAAUCAUCUACCUGGAGACGAUUUUUCCAUGUAUAAUGAACGCAAUGCUUUCAAGCCAGAAUUUUUCGAUAAGGUGUUUUUUGUAAAACCCAAGUCAAACAUAUGCAGAUUAGACGUGACAUGGACUUUGCCGCCGAGUGUUAAAGAUUAUAAAGUUAAACCCGUAGAUUACUUAUCGUACCUAUUAGGAUAUGAAGGAAAAUACAGCCUAACAAGUUAUUUAAGAAAUAGAACAUUAGCUUCGGAUGUGCAAACAGGAGCUAGCUACGGUUUCGAAAAAAAUUCACUUCUAACUCUUUUCUCAGUAUCGGUGACGAUGACUGACAAGGGCUUAUAUAAUGUAGAGCAAAUUCUGCAAGCGAUAUACUCCGCUGUUAGACUGUUGAAAAAGACUGGCCCUGUAGAGUGGUUGUAUGAGGAACUGAAAGAGAUUGAAGCCACCUCAUUUCGAUAUCGCAAGGAAAAAGAUGCCACCGACAAUGUAGAAGAGCUUGUGGUCAAUAUGCGAUACUAUCCUUCGAAAGAUAUAAUUACAGGAUCUGAACUCUACUUCCAAUAUAAUGCAUCGGAGAUUCAAGAUGUUAUAGAUAAUCUGAAUUUACCAAACUUUAACAUUAUGAUCUCUUCAUCCAAACCGUACAAAGGAAUUGUGUAUGACAAACAGGAAGCAUGGUUUGGAACGGAAUACGCGGAACGAGACGUACCGCAGAAAUGGAAAGAUCUCUGGAAUAGCACCGAAAUAAUACCCGAACUGCAGCUACAGGAACAAAAUAAUUUCAUCAGUACAGAUUUCACAAUCUUUGCUGAAAAAGACGACUCGCAUGUGUCGAGGAUUCCAGCGUUCCCGGAAAAAAUUCUAGAUAUUGAAACUUGCGAACUAUGGUUUCGACAGGAUAAAGUAUUCAAAUUACCAAUGGCGUUGAUGUACUUUUACUUCAUAUCCCCCAUGCCGUUGCAGAGUCCAAAGAGUGCAACUCUAUCCAGUCUGUAUACAUCAAUGUUGAAAUUCCAAAUUGCUGAAGAUCUGUACCCAGCCUCGGUAGCCGGGUUGGAUUACGAAAUUUAUGCUUCUGAAAAGGGUAUCGUAUUGAAGGUUGAUGGCUACAAUCAAAAGAUAUCAAUUGUGGUUAGUGAAAUAACUAAGGCAAUGCAACGUUUCGAUAAGAACAUUAAUCCUGACGUAUUUGAAGUAAUCAAAAAGAAACUGGCAAAAUCAUAUUAUAACGAUAUCAUCAAGGCUAGUAAAUUGAAUCGUGAUAUACGGUUGAAAGUUGUACAGCAGACUUUCUGGACAACAUUAGAGCGAUUUAAUGAGUUGAAAAAUCUUACAUUGGAAGAUUUAAGCACCUUUUCUAUUGAAUAUUUUCAAAAUGUAACAGUGCAGGCACUCAUACAAGGAAAUUUUCAUAAACAGGAUGCGCUGAACGUAAUGUCAACCAUUCUAACCAGUUUAAAAAUUGGAGAAAUACAAAAUCGAUCCCUCAUUGCAUCAAGAGCGCGUGAAAUUCCUUUAGGUAACAAUUAUUUGACGCUGAAAUCCUUUCGCGAUAAUGAUGUGAAUACAGCCACAACAAACUUCUACCAGGCGGGUCCUGUUACACCGGCGCAAAACUCCCGAUUAGAAUUAUUAGUAAUGCUUAUCGAAGAGCCACUGUUUGAUAUUUUACGAACCAAAGAGCAACUUGGCUACGAUGUUUCAACGACGAUUCGUGACAAUUUUGGUGUUAAGGGUUUAUCGAUUACUGUUCAUUCGCAGGAGGAUAAAUUCUCGUAUCAAUACAUAGAUGAAAAAAUUGAAUUCUUUAAUCGCAAAUUCAUCCAGAUCCUAGAAGACAUGCCUGAAUCUGAUUUCAAAUUAGUGAAAUCAUCAUUGCUAAAAAGUAAGCAAAUCAUAGAUACAUCUUUGAAAAACGAAGUUAUCAGAAAUUGGGCAGAAAUUACAUCGGAGCAGUAUAUUUUCAAUCGAAACAAGCUCGAAAUGGAACACAUAGAGGAACUGACGAAGUCUGACAUCCUAAAGUUCUACAAUCAGUUACUUUUUGAUAACAAACAUCGGAGAAAACUUUCUGUUCAAGUAGUCGGAUGCAGCGAAAAGUCAGUACCCUGCAAUACAGGUGAAACAGAAGUCGUGGAUGACGCUGAAGAUCUAGAACGAGAAUUUUUGAUUCACUACCUAUCGACAGAUGAUACACAACGCACCUACAUAACCGAUAUUAACAGUUUUGGAGAAACACUUAAGGUUUAUCCCGUUACAAAAACAAAGUUUUAAUCUGUUUUGCAUAAACCUUAAACCAAUAGAUUGUCUCUCUAUGUUUACUUUCUCUUUUGGUUCUUAUUGUGCAUUUGUACAGAUUUCCAUAGAACUUGAUAGUGCUAUUCAUGAUAAUCAGAUAAAAGUCGAAACGAGUUAUAUAAAAAAGAAGAAUAAAAUUGCUAUCAUUAUGCAAACAUGGAACUGUCAUUUUGUUUUUGAUUCAAUAAAAUGCAAACUGUUUAACGUUA
Molecule: messenger RNA, 4077 nt
Organism: Malaya genurostris
Lineage: Eukaryota; Metazoa; Arthropoda; Insecta; Diptera; Culicidae
Product: nardilysin-like
Exons: 12
Coding region: 575-3844 (1089 amino acids)
Biological process (GO): proteolysis
Molecular function (GO): metal ion binding; metalloendopeptidase activity
Source: RefSeq, a predicted model, not a curated record